AUGGCCAAGCAGCGUGUCGUCCUCGUCAUCGCCCUCAUGGCUGCUUGCAUUCUCCAUGCCGCCGCCUCCGAAACAAGCACCUCAGCCAAUUCGACGGUUGAUGCGGCCACGACAGUGUAUGGCGUCCUGCAGCAGAACAACCUGCCGCGGGGCCUCCUCCCACAGGGCGUGAAGUCAUACGUGCUCCACGCCGACGGCGCAUUGGAGGUGACCCUCCGCGGAGAGUGCAACUUUUUUGUCACUGUCGCCGGCAAGCAAUACAAGUUUCGGUAUGACCGCACUGUCAGCGGGAUCAUCAAGUCCGGGUCCAUCACCCGUGUAAACGGCGUGAGGAUGCAGGUGGCGUUCGCGUGGCUGGGCUUCAACCAGGUCAACCGCGCUGGCGACCAGCUCAGGAUCCAGCUCGAGACCUCCACGCAGUCAUUCCCCGUCAGCUCCUUCGCCCAGAGCCCCCACUGCAAUUAA
This is a messenger RNA of Phragmites australis (common reed), 465 nucleotides long. RefSeq lists its product as uncharacterized. The record is from RefSeq and is a predicted model, not a curated record. The transcript has a single exon. Bases 1 to 465 code for a protein of 154 amino acids. Lineage: Eukaryota; Viridiplantae; Streptophyta; Magnoliopsida; Poales; Poaceae.